AUGUUAACGAAUAAAGGCAUCGGCAAACCAUUUUCUCACACAGAAGAUCUCAAACACUUUAUUGCCCAUGUUCGACUGUCUUUUCGACUGUUCGUCGAUCAUACACACGGUUACGUACCAGCAAACCUCAAGGGUCAACUGAUUAUGCUGGUGCACAAGGUUGAUGCUAAAAGACUCGUUCUAAUCCCUUCAAAAGAACGUCAUUAA
Molecule: messenger RNA, 207 nt
Organism: Necator americanus (New World hookworm)
Lineage: Eukaryota; Metazoa; Nematoda; Chromadorea; Rhabditida; Ancylostomatidae
Exons: 2
Coding region: 1-207 (68 amino acids)
Source: RefSeq, a predicted model, not a curated record